Cynara cardunculus var. scolymus (artichoke) is the source of this 579-nucleotide messenger RNA. RefSeq names its product proline-rich receptor-like protein kinase PERK2. The transcript has a single exon. Bases 1 to 579 code for a protein of 192 amino acids. The record is from RefSeq and is a predicted model, not a curated record. NCBI's taxonomy places the organism in Eukaryota, Viridiplantae, Streptophyta, Magnoliopsida, Asterales, Asteraceae.
AUGGCUAGAACAAGGAACAAUCCCACUGGCCGGCCCCCUUAUCGUCCGCCUACUCGCCGUUCUACUCGCCGGACCGUCGCCGGCGACGCAUCAUCCGCUGCUCCAGUGGCAACAUCAGCCGGUCCAUCGAUGCGUUAUCCAGCACCCCUUUCACCGAACCCCAUUGCCUUUGCUCCGCCGACAGGACGUUCAUCAACCAUCGGCGCCGGUCAAUCAUCCACCAUGCGGGUCGACUAUGACGAGUACCAUGCCAUUGUCACUCCAGUUAGUAUCACUCAAACUCCUCCCCUAUUUACCAUCGUUUUCAUCCCUUCCACCAUUAUUCACACCACCACCACCACCACCAUCGGCGCCGGUCCGUCUACUUUACGACCGCCGGCCGCCGUGACCCUUCCCCAACCCAUAUCAAAACCCCUCUUUUUAGCCCUAACUGUGCCACCAUCCAUCACUCCUACACCAUCCCCCAUUCCACCGCCUUCUAACCCUACACCCACUCAACCACCCCUAUUCCCCUUCCCUCAACACCACUCGGCCCACCCACCAUACACGACUUCGACCUUAACUUUAGUGAUACCUUAG